This is a messenger RNA of Paramuricea clavata, 372 nucleotides long. The record is from the annotation of a GenBank genome assembly. NCBI's taxonomy places the organism in Eukaryota, Metazoa, Cnidaria, Anthozoa, Malacalcyonacea, Plexauridae.
AUGGAUAAAAAAUUAAAAUGUGAAGUUGAAUGGGAUCGAUUAACGAUGUUGUUUGAGGAAAAACGAGCAAAAGAUCUGAUUAUUAUGAGUAAUUCGGAUGCAUUUUUAUCAUUUCAACAAAAAUUGGGUGACGGUGAGUUAACGUCGUGGCAAUUGUGGUCGGAGUUAAUUGAACCCCUAGAACGGAAUAAACUUGAUAUCUCUCAUUACUUGUAUACGGCGGAAAAAUUGGGUACGUCCGGUGAACAACCUAUUUUGGAUGAAUUUAUAAAGUUCCUGCACGUUACCAGUCGCUGCGGUGUUCAAACGGAAAUACAUGAAAAGGCUAAGAAAAUUGUAUAUUCGCCAACACCGUGGGAGUAUAAAAGAUAA